Gracilinanus agilis (Agile Gracile Mouse Opossum) is the source of this 1713-nucleotide messenger RNA. RefSeq names its product oligophrenin 1 (gene OPHN1). NCBI's taxonomy places the organism in Eukaryota, Metazoa, Chordata, Mammalia, Didelphimorphia, Didelphidae. The record is from RefSeq and is a predicted model, not a curated record. Bases 1 to 1713 code for a protein of 570 amino acids. Gene Ontology annotation, cellular component: cytoplasm. The transcript has 18 exons. Gene Ontology annotation, molecular function: GTPase activator activity; protein binding.
AUGCUCAUUCUGACUCGGGGAAGUGUUAGUGUGAGUCAUUACGGCAUCUUGCACCAAACAUUGGCUCCCACAUCAGUCAUUGUCCAGAGCAACGUUAUUAAUAAUGGCCCCAGAGUGGCCAUAAGAGGAGUGGUACUGGGAGCUCUGAGAAGUUACUCUUCAGCUGUGCAGAAAUUUUCUCAGACCCUACAGUCCUUCCAGUUUGACUUCACUGGGGACACACUGACAGAUGAUGAGAUCAACAUCGCGGAAUCUUUUAAGGAAUUUGCUGAGCUCCUCAGUGAAGUUGAAAAUGAGAGGAUGAUGAUGGUACAAAAUGCUAGUGAUUUGUUGAUCAAACCACUGGAAAAUUUCCGUAAGGAGCAAAUUGGCCUCACCAAGGAGCGGAAGAAAAAAUUCGAGAAAGACAGUGAGCGGUUUUAUUCUUUGCUGGAUCGCCACUUGCAUCUGUCUUCCAAGAAGAAGGAAUCUCAGCUCCAGGAGGCCGACUUGCAGUUGGACAGAGAGAGACACAGUUUCUUCGAGUCGUCUCUUGACUACGUAUACCAGAUCCAGGAGGUUCAGGAGACCAAGAAGUUCAAUAUUGUGGAGCCCGUGUUGGCCUUUCUCCACAGCCUCUUCAUUUCCAACAAUCUGACGGUAGAAUUAACACAGGAUUUCCUCCCUUACAAACAGCAGCUCCAGCUCAGUCUGCAAAAUACAAGAAACCACUUUUCUAGUACCCGAGAGGAGAUGGAAGAACUCAAGAAGAGGAUGAAGGAGGCUCCCCAGAUGUGCAAGCUCCCAGGGCAGCCAACCAUUGAGGGCUAUCUCUACACCCAAGAGAAGUGGGCUCUGGGAAUAUCAUGGGUGAAAUACUACUGUCAAUAUGAGAAGGAAACCAAGACGUUGACGAUGACUCCCAUGGAACAAAAACCAGGAGCUAAGCAGGGACCUGUGGACUUAACCCUGAAGUACUGCGUUAGGAGGAAGACAGAAUCCAUCGACAAGAGAUUCUGCUUUGACAUUGAAACUAACGAAAGACCAGGGACUAUUACCCUGCAGGCCCUUUCCGAAGCCAACAGGCGGCUGUGGAUGGAGGCGAUGGAUGGAAAAGAGCCAAUCUACCACAGCCCCAUUACGAAACAGGAAGAAAUGGAACUCAAUGAUGUCGGGUUCAAAUUCGUAAGGAAGUGUACCAAUGCCGUGGAAGCCAAAGGCAUCACAACUGAAGGGGUUUAUCGGACUGUGGGCAGCAACAUCCAGGUUCAGAAGCUCCUGAAUGCCUUUUUUGGUGACUAUGAAAGCUUCAGUAAAGUACGCUCCCCAGGAGAAAAGCCAGCAAUUACUCGGCCUCCCGUGCGCCCCCCUGAUCCCCCGUGCCGGGCAAUCAUGCCCCAGAAGCCAGAGCCCAAGCCAGAUCCCAUGGCUGGAGGAACCCAGGAAGCCAUGGCCUCUGUGGUGGCUUGCCGGACCCGAUUCUUUGAAACAGCUUCUCGGAAGACAGGAAGGCUAUCACAGACUAUGGGGGCCUUCUGUGGUCUCUCAGAUUGGCUGCCUAAAGGCUUUCCCUGGCACCUAAUCUCAGAGUCUUCAGAAGACGCCUACUCCAACUUCUACCUGAGCCAGACUCUCCUCUCCAAGCCUCUCAUCCAAAUAACCACCUUCUACAAUAUCCCCUAUUGUCUACCUUCUUUCUGUGACUGGAAGAUCAUUGUGCUUCAACUCUUCUAG